GUGCGUUACUAUGCCUCAAUCCGCGUUCGAUAGGAUUGUCACUCUCAUAAAUGAGGCAUCUUUAGCACAUGUCACGAGUAUCAAAGUGUCCAAUUUACUUCAGGUGAAAGAGUUACUGAUUCACAGUGAAAGCUCUCUGCUGGAUAACUUUUUUGAGGAGGUUGUCAAAUUUCAACAUGAUCCAAACACAGAAGUUAAAAAGGCAGUUAUUGGUUUUAUUGAAGAUGCUUGUCGUGUCGAUACAGGUCUUCUAAAAAGAGCAGUAGGAUCUCUGUUUUAUCUGUUCUCAACGGCGAUACAACAAGAUCCCCCAUCUGUUAGUUUACUGAGAUGCCUUACGGCAGCAAUGAUACCUAUCUACCGGAUUGCAUUAUCUCGUGCCAUCAAAGUUGGAAUAAUUGAUUCUGGUGUGUCAAUGGGUGGCGGUUGCGGAAUAAUUGCCAAUUCAACUGCUGAUAUAGCUUUGGAGACAUUUCGAAGUGUUGCUGGACUCAAAGAUGAAAUCGUUCGGUUGAUGUUACCUUCAGAAGUCUCUGGAACAUCGGUUUUUGGUCAAUACCAUCCUUCAGUGUUUAAUGAUACCAUAAGAAUCCAGGCAAUCAGUCUUAUCGAG
This is a messenger RNA of Schistosoma turkestanicum, 613 nucleotides long. The record is from the annotation of a GenBank genome assembly. Lineage: Eukaryota; Metazoa; Platyhelminthes; Trematoda; Strigeidida; Schistosomatidae.